AUGGAGAAAUCUGAGCAUCCUGUUGUGACAGGAGUCCCUGCUGGGAACUACACUGAAUUUCUGGACUCUGAGUUUCGCUACAUCCUCUUCCCCGUUGCCUACAGCAUCUUCUUCCUCGUGGGCUUCAUUGCCAACGUCUAUGUACUGUUUGUCCUGCGGUGUCUCCGACAAGCGAAAGCCAUGGGAGAAAUACGGAUCUACAUGACCAACCUGACCAUUGCUGACCUACUCUUUGUGUGCACCCUGCCCUUCUGGAUCAGUUAUUACAGCCGUCGAGGUGACUGGGUGUUCAGAGACUUCAUGUGCCUACUGACGGGCUCGCUGUUUUUCAUCAACACCUACGGCACCAUCCUCUUCCUGGGAGCCAUCAGCCUCAACCGGUACUGGGCGGUCACUCGGCCUCUGGACGCAGCCUCCUCGGACCACAGGCGCCGCGGGAUCAUCGUGUCCAUUGUUAUCUGGUUGUUCACCGUGUCGAUGGCCAUUCCAAACCUGACAUCCCCAGGAAUCAACGUAACAUCAGGCAAAACUCUGUGCUUUGAAGGUUACCACAAUGACACUGAUUACCAGAAGAGGAAAGUGGCUAUCUUUCAUUUCCUAAUAAUCCCAUUGUUUUUUGUUGUCUUUUUUCUCGUUGUUGUGUGCAACUUUCUCAUUGCUCGAGCCUUACUUUCUCAGCACACUCCAAAGACCAAGUUUCGUUCGGACACAGUCAUUUCAAAAAAGUCCAACAGGACCAUGUCAUCUUCAUCUAAAAGGCCUAGAGGGGUGAAACGGAGAGCUCUGCAGAUGCUCUUGGCAGUAGUGGGUGUAUUUGUUUUGUGUUUUCUGCCUCACCAUAUUGUUCAAGGCCCCUGGGUGCUGGCUGUGCUGCAGAUCACAGAGGGCUUGGGCCACGUGGGCUGGUACCAGGACACCCGCCAAAUGCUCAACGACGCACAUCAAAUAACUUGGGUCCUCAUGGGCCUCAACUGCGUUUUGGAUCCUGUCGUUUAUUUCUUUGCCACAAGGAAGUUUAGAAGAUUUAUCGUGAACCACUUUAAGAAGUUCUCAAGGGGGGAGGCCUGCUCUUACACAGCCAGCAUGCAGAUUUCAAUGGACAGCAGAAAUCAGAGCCAGAGACUCCAACAACCUGACGAGGAAUAA
Molecule: messenger RNA, 1146 nt
Organism: Nematolebias whitei (Rio pearlfish)
Lineage: Eukaryota; Metazoa; Chordata; Actinopteri; Cyprinodontiformes; Rivulidae
Gene: ptafr
Product: platelet-activating factor receptor
Exons: 1
Coding region: 1-1146 (381 amino acids)
Biological process (GO): chemotaxis; G protein-coupled receptor signaling pathway
Cellular component (GO): membrane
Molecular function (GO): platelet activating factor receptor activity; G protein-coupled purinergic nucleotide receptor activity
Source: RefSeq, a predicted model, not a curated record